Messenger RNA from Anopheles merus, 1787 nucleotides. RefSeq names its product ras-related protein Rap1. Gene Ontology annotation, molecular function: GTP binding; GTPase activity. The record is from RefSeq and is a predicted model, not a curated record. The transcript is spliced from 8 exons. Bases 511 to 1347 code for a protein of 278 amino acids. NCBI's taxonomy places the organism in Eukaryota, Metazoa, Arthropoda, Insecta, Diptera, Culicidae.
CUGUCAACCGAGCUGGCUGGUCUGCUGACACGAUCCGCCAUUAGCGCCACACGCAGUGAGUGUUUUUGGUUGCGGUUGGGUGCUUGCUGAACGAAUAUUUGCUGUGAUGAAUUUCAACCAGUGCUGGUGAUUUGUGCGUGAUUAUCAAAAGUGGGCAAAAGCGACAAAAUCUGAAGCGCCACAGAAUCCGAGUACCGUGGAAGGACCAAGUUUUAGUGUGUCCAUUGUGCGAGUAUAUCUUCACGGUUCCCUGCAACCGUUCGUCGGUUGCCGCAACGAGUGUCCGAACACUUCCCUCGAGCAACGAUCAAGGGCUGGAGACUGUGGCGUUUCAUCCGGGUACGAUAUCUCUUGUACGGAGAGGAAUAGCGACCAACAGCUGGUGAAAACGUGUCUGGAAAGAAAAAAAACUAGAAGGUUAUUUCAGGACAAGUUAUCAAGUUAGAAGCAGCAAAGCGGCGGGGUGUUGAAUAUCCAUAGUCGGUCCAUCUGGUUUGACUAAAGCCCACCAUGAAAGGUAGACAUCUUCGGCGGCGGUUCAGCCUACAGCCGUCGUUUAUGAAGGAUGACUCGACUGAAGAGCGACCAAAGAGAGAAAAGCCACUGAAAAACGAUGAAAACUCUAUAAACUCCAACGUUCGGCACAAGAUCGUCAUGAUGGGCGCGGCCAAGGUGGGCAAAAGCUCACUCAUCACGCAGUUCCUGUACAGCAGCUUUUCGCCCAAGUACAAACGCACGGUUGAGGAGAUGCACCAUGGACACUUCUCGGUCGGUGGCGUAAAUCUGACGCUCGACAUACUGGACACUUCUGGAUCGUACGAGUUCCCAGCAAUGCGGGCCCUUUCCAUCUCGUCGGCGGAUGCAUUCAUCCUGGUGUACGACGUCACGGACAGUAUCACGUUCGAGGAAGUGAAAGCGAUACGCGAGCAAAUCCACGAGAUUAAAUCUACGACCGCGGUACCGAUUGUGGUCGUCGGCAACAAGACGGACCUGAGCGAUGAGGACGAAGAUCUGCGGCAGGUAGCACGUGACACAACCGAAUCGAUGGUAACGGUAGAUUGGGAGAAUGGUUUCGUCGAAGCAUCAGCCAAGCUGAACCGUAAUGUUACACAGAUAUUUAAGGAGCUUCUAGUGCAGGCUAAAAUAACCUACAACCUUAGCCCGGCCCUGCGACGGCGAAGGCGCCAGUCGUUGCCGCAGCAGGCCAGCACGGGCAGUACCGGUGCACCGGCCACCCCGCAAGCAUCGCCCAGCGUUCACGUUCCAUCCGUUGCCCAGCUGCAGCACCUACAGCAGAUACAGGACAAAAGUCUCGGCGGCAAACGCAACUCGUGCAUUCUUUCCUAAUGCGGUUUUACGCCAGCCUUGCCAUCCCGUUUUCUCUACUCCAUGUCUGCUACAUCAUCUACCCUACCUGUGGCCGUGCUAUGGACACAUUAAUGGACAUAUAUAUAUUCUUCGUUACCCGUACGGCGUGAUGGAAAACUGAUGCAAUGGUUGGGGUUUUGUAGCGAUCUAUAAAACGGUAAGGAAUCGAGACCCCGCUAAAGAGCAUUGUUCUCGAAACGUUGGAUGUGUGUUGGCGUGUAAGAUAUGAAUAUUUAAACGUGUUUCAAACGUACCCCCUUACUCGAUCGUCAGUGAGAUAUUUUCACCAAUCAAUGCCCCAUUUCAAUUCACUUUUCACGACCAGGCUCGACCCAGGCACACUCUAUCAAAUCAGUGUAUUUACUUAGUAAAGGAUUGUGUGAUGUUAAUAAUUUUAAACCGGUGUCGGUUUCGUUCGU